GCUCCGCAGCAGAGCGCAGCGCAGAAUCGUGAUUGUGCGUAAACUACGUCAAAUCCGCACGGAAGAAGCAGAAUGCUGCACCGACUGGAGCUGCCUUGUCUUCAUCUUUUGUUUGGGGUUUCAGCUGACUCUGUUAUGUUUCUGCCUGCGUCGCUUUAUGCCUGAAUCCUUUGGAUAUCAGAUGCGUGAUGAAGGCUACAGGGAGGAUUUAGAGAUAUGCUGCGUUGCUCAUUUUCAUCCUUCGCUCGAUCGGGUUUCACUGGAUUGGCCGAGGCAGAUGCCAUUCAAUACACUGUUCCUGCCUGCGUGGUAUAAACAGCAUGGACAUCGCACAUUCCAGAGGCUCUAAAAAUAUCUAUUAAGGCCACAGGAGGGGGAGGACUGGUGUAGGGGGGGUUUAUCCUGGGACGUCUCACUGUCGUGGUGAACUCGCACCACUUGAAUUAUCUUUUCCGGAGAUUGACAAUCGGUUAUUGUAGCCACAGAGGAGAACUUGGCCCUAUCCAAACAUGCCCUCGAGUUACAACGUGAGAUCCAGGGCGAGGGAGAGGAACAGCGUCCUGAGUAGACCUGAGUUCAUGUCCCUCAACCAUCAGCCCCUCCGCGGCGGCAGCAGCACCGGCGGCGGCGGCGGCGGCGGCGGCGGCGGAGGCUCCUCUGAGAGCCGAAGCAGCUCAAGACGACCGGGUCAAAUCAAGCACCAAACAAGCCAGCAGAGCGAGGAACCUACCGACAGUGGCAGCAAGGACAGGAGAGAGUCCAACAAGAUGCCAGAGGAAGACUGCAUGCAGCUCAACCCUUCUUUCAAGGGAAUUGCAAUGAACUCCCUCCUCGCCAUUGACAUCUGCCUGUCCAAGCGCAUGGGGGUGUGCGCCUACACGUCCUCCUCAUGGGGAGGCUGCCGGUCCAUGGUCGCUCUGCUGGCGCUCACAGGCCACGGCAUCACGUGGAUCAUUGGCACUAUCGUGUGUCUCACACGGAGCAACACUCUGGCUGGACAAGAGGUCCUAGUCAACCUGCUGCUCGCCCUCAUCCUUGAUGUCAUGACCGUGGCCGGAGUCCAGAGGCUGGUGAAGCGGAGAGGACCCUGGGAGAUGACGCCGGGCUUCCUGGACUGCGUCGCCAUGGACACCUACUCCUUCCCCGCCGCUCACGCCAGCCGGGCCGCCAUGGUCUCCAAGUUCCUGCUGUCCCACCUGGUCCUGGCGGUGCCGCUCCGCAUCCUGCUGGUGCUGUGGGCCUUCCUGGUGGGCAUGUCCCGGGUGCUGCUGGGGAAACACCACCUCACAGAUAUGGUGUGUGGGUUCGCGCUCGGCAUGCUUCACUUUAGCCUCAUGGAGUCCGUGUGGCUCUCGUCAAGCACCUGCCAGACUCUUAUUUCCAUAAGCACGCUCAGCUGGAGCCCCUUUUUCUGAGUUUUUGAUAUGCUAGCACCCAAGGCUUGUUUGAUACUCUCACCUUGCACUAUUGAGGACUUAGGUAGUUAUUUUUGCAAGGGUCAGACGUUUUUAUUGCAGGCUGCCUACAAAGAAGCAGUAACAUUUGGAUGCAGAUGCUGACUUGCAUGUAAAACCCAAAACAGGCAGGUCACAGAACCCUACAAGACCUUCAUAAAGCUUCUCAGAUUCUCCUGUUACACACCUUUACUGCUUCUUAGUUUCAAUUAAACACUAAAAAUAAAGAAAAAAAUAAAGGGAACUGCAAACUAUUUACAAAUUUUCCUGAAAUUAUACACAGAAGGUUAUGGUUUGAGAUUUUUUAAAAUGUUUUUGAAAAAGCAGGUACCAUUUAUCCAUGAUUUAACCUCUCUAACUUUCUCUUACUUCCUUUUCUUUACUUUCAUCCUUUAAGAUGGUGAAAUACUGAAACCAUGUUGAACACUGAAGGAGUUUGGUGUUAGGCUGUAGUAUUGGGUGUAGUAUUAAAAAAUAUAUAAAGCUAUUGCUGUUUGGAUAUCGUUCCUGAUUGGCAUGACUAUUAUACUUAUAUAUUUCUGGAAUUCUCUUUCUUUUAUUGUAUGUUUAUUACAUGUGAACUUACUUUCAGUGCAGCUGACUUCAGCUGUUUGUACACAUUUGCAUAGGAUUUUUCUUACGUUGUCAAGUAUAUUUCCUUCAAUGUGCCAUUUGUGAUUUUAUGAGUUUAAAUCCUUUUUUUUUUUUUAUAGCUGAUAUUUCUCUUCAGCUCUUUCAUUCGAGGCUCGUCAGGUCUGCACAUUAGCCUAACAGCCGUUUAUGGUUUGCCAAUGACACCGAUUCUGUGCCCCACUAAACAACUGAAGCGUGUCUGUGUGUGUGUGUGUGUGUGUGUGUGUGUGUGUGUGUGUGUGUGUGUGUGUACGUGUGUGUGUGUGCAUGUGUACGUGUGUGUGCGCACGUCACCGCACAGCAAAAAUAUCUGUUUGAAAUAUCAGUUGUCAGGCCUUUUUUUUCCGAAUGUGUUUUUUAUAGAAAUUUGAAAUGAAACCUGCUGGGUUUCUUUGGCAAAAAUAUUUCUGUGCGCUGGUUUGGUACAGUUAAAUAUAGUUUUGUGGAUAUUAGUUAGUUUUGUUGUGUACAGGGAUCUGUAUAUGAUGUUUUUACUUUGUUGUUCCAUCUCAUUAAUAAAACGAGGUGGACAGUCAGGAAAA
Molecule: messenger RNA, 2629 nt
Organism: Amphiprion ocellaris (clown anemonefish)
Lineage: Eukaryota; Metazoa; Chordata; Actinopteri; Pomacentridae
Product: inactive phospholipid phosphatase 7
Exons: 3
Coding region: 510-1415 (301 amino acids)
Cellular component (GO): nuclear envelope
Molecular function (GO): sphingosine-1-phosphate phosphatase activity
Source: RefSeq, a predicted model, not a curated record